AUGGACAAUAGCAACUGGACCAGUGUGUCCCAUUUUGUUCUCUUGGGCAUUUCCACCCAUCCAGAAGAGCGAAUCCCACUCUUCCUUGUUUUUUCACUCAUGUACGCAAUCAAUAUUUCUGGCAACUUGGCCAUCAUCACACUGAUUCUCUCUGCUCCACGCCUCCACAUCCCCAUGUACAUCUUCCUCAGUAACUUGGCCUUGACAGACAUCUGCUUCACCUCCACCACGGUCCCCAAGAUGCUCCAGAUUAUUUUCUCCCCUACAAAGGUAAUUUCCUACACAGGCUGUUUAGCCCAAACUUAUUUCUUCAUUUGCUUCGCCGUCAUGGAAAACUUCAUCCUGGCUGUGAUGGCCUAUGACAGGUACAUUGCCAUCUGCCACCCUUUCCACUACACUAUGAUCCUGACUAGAAUGCUGUGUGUGAAGAUGGUGGUCAUGUGCCAUGCUCUCUCACACCUUCAUGCCCUGCUGCAUACCUUUCUCAUGGGCCAACUAAUCUUCUGUGCAGAUAACAGAAUCCCCCACUUCUUCUGUGAUCUCUAUGCUCUGAUGAAGAUCUCCUGCACCAGCACCUACCUCAACACCCUUAUGAUUCACACAGAAGGUGCUGUUGUAAUCAGUGGAGCUCUGGCCUUCAUUACUGCCUCCUAUGCCUGCAUCAUCUUGGUGGUCCUCCGGAUCCCCUCAGCCAAGGGCAGGUGGAAAACCUUUUCUACCUGCGGCUCCCACCUCACUGUGGUGGCCAUAUUCUAUGGCACCCUCAGUUGGGUCUACUUCCGGCCCCUUUCCAGCUAUUCAGUGACCAAGGGUCGCAUUAUAACAGUCAUGUACACAGUGGUGACUCCCAUGCUGAACCCCUUCAUCUACAGCCUGAGGAAUGGGGAUGUCAAGGGAGGCUUCAUGAAAUGGAUGAGCAGAAUGCAGACUUUUUUCUUUAGAUAAAACCCCAAACACAGUUCAGAGGUUUACCUAUGAUUCUGGAGAAAUAAUGUUGUGCCUCACAGAUCUGCUUUCUUUAGAACUUUCCAGAAAUAUCUAAAUUAGCUAUACAUCAUGUGUUUUCUCAUUGGAUAUUGCCCAGAGAAAUCUAUUAAAUCCAAAGUACAUAAAACAAAAAGGA
Molecule: messenger RNA, 1123 nt
Organism: Gorilla gorilla gorilla (western lowland gorilla)
Lineage: Eukaryota; Metazoa; Chordata; Mammalia; Primates; Hominidae
Gene: OR1Q1
Product: olfactory receptor family 1 subfamily Q member 1
Exons: 1
Coding region: 1-945 (314 amino acids)
Biological process (GO): G protein-coupled receptor signaling pathway
Cellular component (GO): membrane
Molecular function (GO): olfactory receptor activity; G protein-coupled receptor activity
Source: RefSeq, a predicted model, not a curated record